Molecule: messenger RNA, 991 nt
Organism: Fundulus heteroclitus (mummichog)
Lineage: Eukaryota; Metazoa; Chordata; Actinopteri; Cyprinodontiformes; Fundulidae
Product: ASCH domain-containing protein
Exons: 3
Coding region: 353-820 (155 amino acids)
Source: RefSeq, a predicted model, not a curated record
GGAAGCGGUCUUUACUGACCCGAACCUUUAAAUCUGAGCAGGAUUUGACGCUCCGACCCGCAGAGGGCGACACCGCCCGCUGAUGCGGGACUAAGAGCGGGGAAGAAGAGCGGCCGUGGACCGGAACCCGCUGGUUCGGUAGUCAGGAGAGCUCAGAAGACCACGAAUCGGUCCGACUCCGAAGGUUCGGGCUCGGUUUCCCUCCGCAUCGGUCAAAGAGCCGGCGCUUCUCUGCGCAUGCUCCUGACAGCGCUGACGUCGACCAGGAAGGAACGUCUGGAAGCGAAUCACGUGGUUCAUCUGCAGGCUGCACUUCCGGUCCUGUUGAUUGGUUCUGGAGUUUGGACCAGACAUGUCCGUCCAGCUGUGCUGCCUGUCGUUCCGGGCGCCGUACGCCGGUCUGGUUCUGGACGGCGUGAAGACCGUGGAGAGCCGCUGGCGGCCUCUGCUGGCACCUCUGGAGAACCAGACCCUGGCGAUCCACGUAGCCUGGCGGGACUGGGAGGGGGACGAGUGGAGGGCCGUGCUGAGCGGCGCGUUGGGGAUGAGUGGCGCUCGGAUCCAGGAGCUGCUGGACUCUGGGGAGCGCUUUGGUCGUGGCGUGGUGGCAGGACUGGUUGAUGUGGGUAGGACCUGGUUGUGCCCCGCCUCCCUGCCAGAGGCGGAGCUACGUCACCUGGAGCGGUCGGCGGUUUUGAUUGGUCUACAGGAGAAACACCUGACCCACCUGUCUAACCCCCGCUGGUUAAAGGAGCCUCUGAAAGCACGAGGAAGUCGUGACCUUUGGACUGUGGAGAUCCCUGUUAAGAUGUUACCAUGACGAUGCGCUUUAUUGCUACCGUGGAAACGGUCCUCAGGAAGCUGCACCUCCAGUUGCCAUGGUAACCGGUGGUGGAUAUUUAUGCUUUUAUAAAACGACAUUUUUUGCUUCAUUUUAAGGUAAUUUCAGCCAUUUAAUGAUGUAAUAAAGUGCAGCUGCAGACUCAGAUAA